AUGCACUAUGAGCUUCAUAAGAACAUCUCUCUGCAGCGCCGCGUGACCCUUGGGCAGGCGUAUAAACUUAAGGACGCCAAGGAUAAAAUUGUUGAGCUAGAAAGACAGCUGUCGGAGGCACAAACCACUGCUUCCUCCGAACUCGAGUCCCUGCGCUCCACUCACAAAGACCUGGGGUCUAAACUGAAGGAGGCGGAGAAAAAACGAGAGCUAGCGGAGAAGCAAUUAGCUGAGAAGAACUCCAAAUUUAUUCGUAAAAAUGUUGUUUUGAUGGAGAAAAGGAGAAUUGACAACGAAUCCUUGAAAGAGCUUCAAGAAGAGGUCAAACACCUCCGGAUCUACAUGAAGACAGCGGAGCAAGGUUGGUACCUGCUCAACGCCAAUAUCAUGGAUCCGCUUGGAUACGAUGAAGCCCAGCGCGAACUGUUUCCGCGUGAUGACCUGAUCCAGCUGGCCGGAGACGAUUGCAAAGAUCUGAUCUUGGCUUGUCGCAAGAUCUGCCAUAAUCUGGCUAUCAAGGACAGUCGAAUCUGCAGUGUCCACGAGCUUAUUCAACGGAUGGAAGACGAGCCUCUCGAGGCGGAGAUGGAGAAGCAGCGCGAAGCGGCAGCCAGGCUAACAAGAUCUGAGGAGUUCACCUGGACUAGCUCCAAAGAGGCUGAAAAGAACAAGUCCAAGGGCAACGAAACAGACGCUUCUCCUCCGACCAAGCAUACUAAAGAUAGUGAUGAUGAAGUGGUUCCUUCUCCGUCUAAGGAAGCGGAGGAAGAUAGACCACAAGCUGAUGAUGAAGCUCCCAUCGACUCCUCCGCGUCCCUCCGGCGCCUCCGCAGCCUCCACGCGCUCCUCGUCCGCCUCCCGCUGCAGCCCCGCUCCCAGCCCUACCUCCUCUCCCGCCUCCUCCGCCGCCUCGCCGCGCUCCCGCCCCCUCCCGCCCCGCUCCCCUACGCGCUCUCCGUCUUCUCCGCGCACUCGCCGCCGGACCCCUUCCUCGCCGCCGCGCUCCUCCGCUUCGCGCUCCUCACGCAGCCGCCGCUGACCCCCUUCCGCGUCUUCUCCCGCCUCCUCGGCAUCACCCACGGCGGCCACCUCCCCUUCCUCCCGUUCGCCUUCUCCCCGCUCGCCAAGUCCGCCGCGGCCGCCCGCUCCCUCCCCGCCGCCGAGGCCGCGCACGCGGUCUCGAUCCUCGUCGGCGGGUUCGACAAGCACCGGUAUGUCGAGAACUCCCUGAUCGGCGCCUACGUCGCCUGUGGCGACGUAACCGCUGCACGUAAGGUGUUCGAUGAAAUGGUGGUGAAGGAUGCCAUCUCCUGGACAAGCAUCGUGGUGGCGUAUUCCAGGAGCGGGGACAUGGGUUCCGCGGAGGAGGUGUUCGCGCAGUGCCCGGAGAAGGACUUGGUGGCAUGGACAGCGAUGGUGACCGGGUACGCUCAAAACUCCAUGCCGAUGAAGGCGUUGGAAGUGUUUGAGCGGAUGGCCGCGCUCGGCGUGGGCAUUGACGAGGUCUCCUUGACGGGUGCGAUCUCGGCUUGCGCUCAGCUUGGUGCGGUGAGGCGUGCCGCUUGGGUUAAGGAGAUCGCGGAGAGGGGUGGUUUUGGGAGCAACGUGGUUGUCGGGUCGGGGUUGGUGGAUAUGUUUGCAAAGUGCGGGCUUAUCGAUGAAGCACGCAGUGUUUUUUACGGGAUGCAGGAGAAGAAUGUGUACACGUAUAGCUCAAUGAUUGUUGGCCUAGCUGCUCAUGGGAGGGCAAUGGAGGCGAUUGCUUUGUUCAAGGACAUGGUUAGGAGGGCUGAUGUGGUGCCCAACCAUGUGACCUUCAUAGGGCUGUUGACAGCUUGCAGCCAUGCAGGGAUGGUUAGAGAUGGGCGCUACUACUUUGCGCAGAUGAAGGACAAAUAUGGGAUAUUGCCAACUCCAGAUCACUAUACUUGUAUGGUCGAUUUGCUUGGCCGUGCUGGAUUGGUGGAUGAAGCUUUUGGUCUUGUGAGGUCAAUGUCCGUGGAGCCUCACGGUGGUGUGUGGGGAGCGCUGCUUGGGGCUUGUCGGAUCCAUGGGAAUACUGAAGUUGCCAAGGUUGCGGCUGAGCAUCUUUUUAAGCUUGAGCCAGAGGGUAUAGGGAACUACGUGCUGUUAUCGAAUACACUUGCAUCGGCAGGAAAAUGGGAUGAAGUCUCCAAGGUUCGGAAGCUAAUGAGAAGCCGGAGGCUGAAAAAGGAUCCUGCUGUGAGCUGGUUUGAAGGUAGAGACGGUCUGGUCCAUCAAUUCUUUGCUGGUGAUAACUCACAUCCGAGGACCAAUGAAAUAAAGAAGGCAUUAAUAGAGCUAGUAGCAAAACUGAAGCAAGCUGGUUAUGUGCCAAUCCUGAGUUCUAUUGUUUAUGAUGUGAGCAAUGGAGAGAAAGAGCGGAUUUUAAUGGGGCACAGUGAGAAACUUGCUCUCUUGUUUGGAUUGCUGACUCUUGGAUCUAGAUGCACAAUUCGAAUAGUAAAAAAUCUAAGGAUCUGUGAGGACUGUCAUUUGUUUAUGCGACUAGUUUCAAGAGUUGAGCAUGUUGACAUUAUAGUCAGAGACAAUAUGAGAUUCCAUCAUUUCAAAGAUGGAGAAUGCUCAUGUGGUGGAUUCUGGUGAAAGCAGAUAAACAAAUAACAUGGCAGAAUAGGAACUUUGGUGUUUGAUUGCAAAAGGUCCCACAAUCAUUCUGAACUUCUGUACGUGAACUUACAUGGGUGAUGCAGAUAAACAAGAAUGCAAAUAACAAAGCACUGCGCAUGGUAGGUUAGCCAAAACUCCUUUCAGGGCAUUGGUAAAUAUACGUA
Lolium rigidum is the source of this 2816-nucleotide messenger RNA. Its product is annotated as pentatricopeptide repeat-containing protein At5g44230-like. The coding region runs from base 1 to 2628 and encodes 875 amino acids. Gene Ontology annotation, biological process: RNA modification. The transcript has 5 exons. Lineage: Eukaryota; Viridiplantae; Streptophyta; Magnoliopsida; Poales; Poaceae. Gene Ontology annotation, molecular function: zinc ion binding; protein binding; RNA binding. The record is from RefSeq and is a predicted model, not a curated record.